Ilex paraguariensis (yerba mate) is the source of this 802-nucleotide messenger RNA. Lineage: Eukaryota; Viridiplantae; Streptophyta; Magnoliopsida; Aquifoliales; Aquifoliaceae. The record is from the annotation of a GenBank genome assembly.
CUCAGUCUCAGAGGCCCCGCCAUGCCUGAACAGCUCAAUGCAAAACCAAGAAGAUCAAAAACGCACAGGACACAGAAACCCUGAUUUUAUGUUGGAUUUAAGCCUCUCCAGCAAGGAUUCAGAUCAAAGGUUCAACCCAGAACUCAACCUGAUCGAUUGUUUCCGAAUGGGUUCUCCACGAAAUUCACCGGAGACUCCAGGUAAUGAAACUGGUCAGCCGCAAGUUUUUUCAUGCAACUACUGCCAAAGAAAGUUCUACAGUUCACAGGCUCUGGGAGGCCAUCAAAACGCACACAAACGAGAGCGAACGAUCACGAAACAAGGACAUCGAUUAGGUACUGCUGCAGUCUCAGCAGGAGCUUUUGGCCUUGGCUCAAACCCUCACUACAGGUACUCAAGCAUGGCGUCUCUCCCUCUGCAUGGCUCCUUCAAUAGGUCUCUUGGCAUUCAAGUCCACUCUAUGAUCCAUAAGCCGACUCAUUUAUCAUCCACUUCAGGUUUAUAUCCCAUUUAUGGCCAUAAUGUGUGGUCUAGAAAGCCAGCAAUUGGGAAGCUUGCCCCUGAGAAUUAUCAGUUUGGGAAAUCUGCAAUAUCGUCUUCAAGUGGUGGGGCUGCUGGCUUUCACAAGUUUUCUCUAGCAGGAGAUGGAAUUAAAGAGUAUAGGUGUGAUGGUGUUAGUCAUCUGAAAAGUAAUCAAGAUGAGUUACAGAAGCUAGAUUUGUCCCUCAAACUCUAAAUGUAGUUUCUAUCAUUUUGUUUAAUUUCACAGAUUGUGUCUUCUUUUUUGUUUCUUGAUCUUUCA